AUGGGUGUGAAUACUCCGACAACACAAUCAACUCCGUCUGUUAUAUUGUAUAAUCCAGCACAGAUGUUACAGUAUAACUCCGUGAUGACGUUUUUCGCACAGCAACAGUACUUACAACAACAGCGGCAACAAGAACUUCAAGGAGUACUUCUCAACGGCAUGACUCCCAACAUGCAAAGUAUGCAACAUCAAACCGCGAGACCUUUCAACAUGGCGGUAACACCUGAGAUGCAAAGGAUUGCUGCCAACCAAAUGGUUGGCCAGUUUGAUCCAGCUUAUCAACUUCCAGCCGUUAUCAAUCCUGCUUUUGUAAGUACAAUGCCGACACCAACGCCAAAGUCUGAUCCAACACCUACUUCACUUCCCAAUCUCCAGAAUAUGCUCCUAGAACAUCAACUGAUGGCCAUGAGAUCAAAUCCAUCGUUAUUGAGCUUUCUUCCUAUCGAACAUAUACCAACAAUACCAUCAUCCAUGGCUCAAGUUAAUAUGACUUCAAUGGCGGGUUUCCAGGCCCUUCAGUCGUCAGUUUCAUCCUUGGAGUCGGCCAGUAUGUUCGCCAAGCAUCAACAGAACUUAUUAGAACAAAAAAUGAAAAACGAUGCGGCAGCACUCAAGGCUCAAGCUUCACUAUCUAUGAGCAGUCCAAAACAAGAAGGGACCAAGUGUAUAGUAACGUCGCGUGUUAUAACAAUCCCUCGAUCAGAAAAAGUGAUGAAGUUGAUGAAUUAUCCCGCCACCGUGGAACACUUGCAAAAACCAAGAGAGAACACGAGACCGAACGUAUUGAGGAGUGUUCAAUCACCACCAUUUCUGAUAGAUCUUUCAAAUGAUACACCGAUGACUUCACCUUCAAUUGGAGCUGCAUCCACAACCACAUCAAUAGACUCUUUAACUCCUGGUGUUUUUAAUACACCACAGUCAUAUACUGAUGCUUGUUCGACCAGUUCUCUUAGCGAUGGAAACAAUAACGAUGUCUCCGGAUCUGAGCAGUUGAAGAAAACGCAAAGGAAACUCAAAAGAAAGCGAAAUGAUAUGAGCAAUAGCAAGAGUAGUGAUAGCAGUCCCCCAAUGACGAAAAUAGGAAAAGAAGGACCAGAAGUUAUUUGUGAUAGUCAGCCAACAACAUCACAAACAAACUCUACUGUCACAAAAUCGGAUGAUUCGAAAAAGGAAGAAGAUCCAGAAGUCUAUGUCAAUGUUGAAAGUGAUCCUGUGAAUGGUAAAUUGCGACGUGAUCAAAAGAGAACGAUCUACGGGAAAGUUAAACACCUGCUCAAGAGGGGGAACAGUUUAACAUGUAAUUUAUGUAAAAAAGAAGUUCUCACAAAUCACAACAGUGUAACUGAUCAUUUGGCUGGUCAUUCGGGAGAAAAGCAAGUGGCCUGCUAUUUCUGUGGAUGGACAACGUUUGAAAAGAGUUUGAUGGGAGAUCACAUGAAGAAGUAUCAUCCCGAGAAGAAGGAACAAAAAUACGAAGAUAUAGGAGAUUUGACAAAGAUGAUCGAUGUCUUCAACGAAUGUUUUCCUCAGCCUGGACGUGCUCGUCAUGAAUAUUCAGAGAAAUUGGAACUGUUCACUCAAGCUUUAAUGGAAAAAAACAUAGGACGAAUAGAUUGCGGAAUUUGUGAACAGAAGAUUCAAGUCAACAAGAAGCUCAUUGAGAAACACGUAAUGAGUCAUCCACAUUUCAGGUGCAAGAGCUGCCCCUAUCUCAUAAACAACGAAUGUGAGCAACAGCAACAUCAGAAUCAAGAGCAUCAGCAAUCAUCCCCUGAACUUGGUCGCGAUUACGCUCAAUGCACGUCUUCUGAUGUUAUGACCAAAGUGUUUCGUAAAUGCUUCAAUCAAGCAUUCAAACAUAUCGAAAAAACACAUCCAAGCUCUGUGCUCUUUGACGCCAGUCCCACGAUAUCAGAUGCUACCGAGAACAACCGAACGAUUUGA
Molecule: messenger RNA, 1944 nt
Organism: Auanema sp. JU1783
Lineage: Eukaryota; Metazoa; Nematoda; Chromadorea; Rhabditida; Rhabditidae
Source: the annotation of a GenBank genome assembly